AGAUAUUGGAGAUAUUAGUAGCAGCUGAUGAAUUAUUAUUAAAGGUUUUAUUGGAUUAUAUUCAAGAUCAUUUGAUGAAUUUUACUUAUGCCAAUAUUAAAAGGGAUGAUUUAGAUAUGGUAGAAGAAGAUGUAUGGGAUCAAGUUAUUAAAUGGGGAUUAGCACAAAAUCCUUCAUUUGAUGUGAACUUGAGAGAAUGGGAUGCAAAAGAAUUUCAAGCAUUAGCAUUAACAUUACAAGAAU
Molecule: messenger RNA, 243 nt
Organism: Funneliformis caledonium
Lineage: Eukaryota; Fungi; Glomeromycota; Glomeromycetes; Glomerales; Glomeraceae
Source: the annotation of a GenBank genome assembly